AUGGAUUUAGGUGCUGUUGUUGAAGUAACUUGCAAGGCUGGUGACAAGAAAAUUGUGAGUUAUGGUACCACUAAGAUCAAUGGAAAAUUUAGCAUCACAGUUGAAGGAUUUGAAUAUCGCAAAUAUGGAGCAAAGGCUUGCAAAGCUAAACUCCACAAUGCUCCAAAGGAUUCAAAGUGUAGAAUUCCUACAAACCUUCACUGGGGAAUAAAGGGUGCUAACCUUAAAGUGAAGUCAAAGAAUAACUAUGAAGUUGUACUCUAUGCAAAGCCAUUUGCUUAUGGCUCUAAGACACCUUAUGCAGAAUGCAAAAAUCCCAAGCCUACACCUGCUCCAUACUACUAUAAAUCUCCUCCACCUCCAUCACCGACUUAUGUUUAUAAGUCACCACCUCCUCCAUCGCCAAAGUAUGUGUAUAAAUCACCAUCUCCCCCAACCCCCACAUACGUUUAUAAGUCUCCACCACCACCUGCUUACUAUUACAAAUCUCCGCCGCCACCAACUAAAUCUCCACCACCUCAUUAUUAUUACGAGUCUCCACCUCCACCAUCACUAAAACCUACACCAAUAUAUUUUUAUAAAUCUCCGCCUCCACCAACUAAGUCUCCACCACCUCCUUAUUUCUAUAAGUCUCCACCUCCACCAUCACCAAAACCUGCACCAAUAUACUAUUAUAAAUCACCCCCACCUUACUACUACAAGUCCCCACCACCACCAUCACCUUCUCCCCCACCUCCUUAUUACUACAAGUCUCCUCCACCACCAUCACCAUCUCCUCCUCCACCAUACUAUUACAAGUCCCCACCACCCCCAUCGUCAUCACCUCCACCACCCUACUACUACAGGUCUCCUCCUCCUCCAUCACCAUCUCCCCCUCCACCAUACUAUUACAAGUCUCCAUCACCACCAUCACCAUCACCUCCACCACCCUACUACUACAAGUCUCCUCCUCCACCGUCCCCGUCACCUCCCCCACCCUACUACUACAAGUUACCACCACCACCUUCACCAUCUCCUCCACCACCCUACUACUACAAGUCUCCUCCUCCACCAUCGCCAUCUCCUCCACCACCUUACUACUACAAGUCUCCUCUUCCUUUAUCGCCUUAUCCCCCUCCACCAUACUACUACAAGUCACCACCACCACCUUCCCCAUCUCCUCCACCACCCUACUACUACAAGUCUCCUCCUCCACCAUCCCCGUCACCUCCCCCACCCUACUACUACAAGUCACCACCACCACCUUUCCCAUCUCCUCCACCACCCUACUACUACAAGUCUCCUCCUCCACCAUCCCCAUCACCUCCCCCACACUACUACUACAAGUCACCUCCUCCACCACCUUACUACUACCACUCUCCACCUCCACCAGUAAAGUCUCUUCCUCCACCCUAUUACUACAGCUCGCCUCCUCCACCCGUGAAAUCACCUCCUUCACCAGCAUACAUUUAUGCUUCUCCACCACCUCCAACUCACUACUAA
Messenger RNA from Solanum verrucosum, 1482 nucleotides. Its product is annotated as extensin-2-like. Gene Ontology annotation, biological process: plant-type cell wall organization. The transcript has a single exon. The record is from RefSeq and is a predicted model, not a curated record. The coding region runs from base 1 to 1482 and encodes 493 amino acids. Lineage: Eukaryota; Viridiplantae; Streptophyta; Magnoliopsida; Solanales; Solanaceae. Gene Ontology annotation, molecular function: structural constituent of cell wall.